This is a messenger RNA of Danio rerio (zebrafish), 4842 nucleotides long. It is a transcript of the gene setdb1a, whose product is annotated as SET domain bifurcated histone lysine methyltransferase 1a. Gene Ontology annotation, cellular component: nucleus; chromosome; cytoplasm. Gene Ontology annotation, molecular function: histone H3K9 monomethyltransferase activity; zinc ion binding; histone methyltransferase activity. The record is from RefSeq and is marked validated. Lineage: Eukaryota; Metazoa; Chordata; Actinopteri; Cypriniformes; Danionidae. Gene Ontology annotation, biological process: chromatin remodeling.
GCAUCCGCUCCUAUAGAUAACACUAGCAAUGCUUUCCCUCCAUGCGUUUUUACUUCUUUUAUUGCGCCCGUUUUACUUUUCCAUGUGCUUUGGGGGUUGUAUGGGGUUGUAAAGCAACAACCGUGCAUUUUUUCGACAUAUAACGUUAAACAUACGGGAUAUUGUGCGCCGUAUACUCCUGACGCUGUUGGUGUUUUUUACGUUACGUUAGUUUGAUUUUGCUAUGUGAGCGUUUUCAGGAUUCAAACAUACAACAGCAGCGACACAUUGGGAAGACCGGACAGUAUUAAAGCCAUGAGUCGGGAAAAGGAUGAUGAAAACCUCCUGAGGAUGACGAAGGAUGACCUGCAGAGGUGGAUCCAGGCGGAGGUGGAACGAAACCCUCAUUUAAUGCAGAGACGCGAGCAGCUGGCGCAGGUGGAGGAGUGGGUGAAGCAGAAGGAGAGAGAUAGCACUUGCACACGCCUUCUGUACAGCAACGCCUGCGAAUCCGUCCUGGAGUGUGAGUCAGUGAUGAAGGGUCUUUAUGCGUUGCUGGGAUUGGAUUACCGAGAUGAGGACUCGGAAGAGGAAGGAGGAGGGGGACAACCACAUGACGUCAUCCAGAUCGCAGAUGAUGAGGCAGAACGACGUGGAAAUGUUAUCUGUAAUGGAGAGGAUGAUGAUAAUGAUGAUCUUGUUGUUAUUGAUCUGGGCGCCACCAAAGAAACCUUGGAACCAAUGCUUGAAAAGGUGACCGUGGCCAUUCAGAAGUCAUCCAAACUUGUUCAAGACUUGGUGCAGAUGGUGAGCAAAACCUCUAUGGGUGCCACUUCACCAUUGUCGACAUCAUCAUCUGACAUCAACAGACCCUCAUCAUCUUCAACCCCUGAAAUCGUCCGUCCUGAGUCUGUCACGCCAAAACUGGAAAUAACUAACUCUAUCACCAUAGUCAAGACCGAGUCUUUAUCAAGUGUUCCUAAAAUAUCCUCACUUUUCAACAGCUCAGAACAAUGCAAAUCUAUCGCCGAUCAUGAUUCAUAUUUUAAACCAACGAUUAAGACAGAACCUGAAUGGACACCUUUAACACCUUGGGAAGAUAGUGAGUCAUCUCCAUUCGAGAAAUUAAUUAAGACUGAAUCCCAGUCGACAGAUGUGACCCCUUCAGUAAUGACUCCAAACAAACAACCAGAACUUCUCAGUUUUCAGUCCACAACAAAAAUAAAGCCCGAGCCUCAGUCGACACAAGCAAAUACAGAACUGUCUUCACCGCCAAGCAAUUCAAAACUAUUAGAAAAUCACAAUUCACUGUCCAUUGCAGCAAUUAAGAAUGAGUCUCAGCUAAAGGCAUCGGUUUCUGAAGUGGAUUUACUUGAAAGCGAUUCAGAACAGUCAGACAACGCAGCUACAAAAACUAGAUUUAAACCCUCGGAAGUCACUGCCAGCUCAAAGCUAAAAUCUAGUGGGGAUCAUAAUUCAGCAUCUGCAUCUUUAAAUCGGACUGAUCCUAAAGUAAGGCCGGUGACCCCUUCAGGAACUCCUCCACCCUCAAAAAGUCCUCCUGCUGUUGACAAUACAGCAUCCGUAGAAACAAAUCAGACUGAUUCCGAAUUGCCUACAGAAACUCCUGUUGAGGAGUCGACUUUGCCAAGCAAUCCUAAAGAAGCUGUGAUUAUGAGUGAUGCAGAAUCCACAGACAAAACCGAAAAGCCACAAACAAGGAAAAAAUCUAGCAAACCCUCUGUGACCACAACAAGUCCCGAAAGCAGGCUGACGUCUUCAAAAAGCCCACCUGUAACGAAGACGUCCAGCACCCAAAAGGAAACCGCAAGGGCUCAAUCGCCGUCAGACAGCAUUGAUGAAUCCGCUGACAUGGAAGAUUCGCCUGAUGAACCAUCUAAUUCACCUACGGAGUCACCUACAAAAACUCCAGACAAGACCACCAGGAAUGAUGCUCCUGCUAAACCUUCCAAAGCUAAGAAAAGUUCCAAGCAUUCAUCCAGCGAGUCCUCUAAAACACUUAAAGAGAUCAAACUUAAGGUCGGGGCGGCAGUUUUAGGAAAAAAGAGACACAACCAUUGGAGUCGGGGAACAGUGCAAGAAGUUGAGACCGAAGAUGAUGGCAAUACGUAUAAGGUGGAGUUCAAGAAGGGUAAAACCAUUGUGCUGUCUGCUAAUCAUGUGGCCGCCUACAAGCCUCCUUCUCUCAAGGAUUUGUAUAUCGGCUGUCGUGUCGUGGCCAGCGCCAAAUCUGAAAAUGGAAAGAGCUUGUAUAAUGCUGGUGUGAUGGUUGAGCUUCCCGAGCGCAAGAAUCGCAUGAGGUUCUUGGUGUUUUUUGAUGAUGGCCUGGCAACCUAUUUGGCCCUUCCAGACCUUUAUUUUGUCUGCAAACAAACAAAAAAAGUAUGGAGGGAAAUCAAGGAUGAGUCAUCUCGCAAGCAGGUUAAGGAUUACCUUCAAGUCUAUCCCAACCCUAUUGCUGUGGUGCUUCGCUUGGGUCAAGAGACCAAGGCAGUGCGAAAUGGCCAAUUUGAGGACUGUACGGUGCUUCAGCUAGAUGGCAGCCUGGUCCAGAUCUGCUAUAAGAAUGACAAGCAGAAGGAGUGGAUUUAUAAAGGAUCAGACAAGUUGGAGCAUAUUUUAACUAUCAAGAAUCGUCACAAACAACACUCUCACAAAAAACACCAUUCACCUGAAGGGAAAACGCAAUCUUCUCAACCCAAAACACUGCAUUCCUCUAAAUCAGCUUCCACCUCGACAUCAUCAGCCAAUGUUUCACCCGUCUCUUCAGAUAGUGUGUCUCCUGCACGUGUGACCAGACAGAGCGAUAAGACCAAAACAUCUAUUAGCCCUCAAAAAAUCAUGUCGCCUGCUUUUCAGCCAAAGGUUGUUCUCCAGAAAAUAUCUUUGCCCUCGUCUAUCUCACCAGCUGCCAGGGUAUCAAAUAGCAACACUAACUCAAGCUUAAUAAGUGCAAAACGACCUGCCCCUGAUGAAGAAGAAGAUGAGUAUUUUUCUGAAGAUGAAGUGGAGGUUUUAGAGCAAGAGCAGAAUAAGUCUGUAUAUUUACAUCAGCGUUGUUGCCCUGCAUGUCUGGAGGAGGUGAGGCCGCAUCAAGUUGACAUACACCAUGGGAAAAAUCCACUUCUUAUCCCACUGCUUUUUAAGUUUCGGCGAAUGACUGCCCGGAGGCGCAUUGAUGGAAAGCUAUUUUUCCACAUUUUCUAUCGUUCUCCUUGUGGGCGGAGCCUGUGUGACAUGCAGGAAGUGCAAGACUACUUGUUUGAAACGCGUUGUGACUUCCUCUUCCUGGAAAUGUUCUGUAUGGAUCCGUUUGUUCUUGUGAACCGUGCGCGACCCCCUUCCACUACCACAGGACAACCUCACCUGUACUUGCCGGACAUUUCUGAGGGUAAAGAGGUGAUGCCAGUGCCCUGUGUGAAUGAAGUGGACAAUACCCUCGCGCCUAAUGUCACUUACACUAAAGACAGGGUUCCAGCUCGAGGGGUUUUCAUCAACACAAGCUCAGACUUUAUGGUCGGCUGUGACUGCACAGAUGGCUGUCGAGACAGGUCGAAAUGUGCUUGCCACAAGCUGACCAUUGAGGCCACAUCCCUAUGCACAGGAGGUCCAGUGGAUGUUAGUGCUGGAUACACACAUAAGAGGCUGCCAACAAGCUUACCAACAGGGGUGUAUGAGUGUAACCCUCUCUGCCGCUGUGACCCGAGAAUGUGCAGCAACAGGCUGGUCCAGCACGGUAUGCAGCUGCGCCUGGAGCUCUUCAUGACACAACAUAAGGGAUGGGGCAUCCGCUGCAAAGAUGACGUGCCCAAGGGCACCUUUGUGUGCGUUUUCACUGGUAAAAUAGUGAAUGAAGACAAAAUGAAUGAAGAUGACACCAUGUCCGGCAAUGAGUAUUUGGCCAAUCUCGACUUCAUCGAAGGUGUGGAGAAACUGAAAGAGGGUUAUGAGAGCGAGGCCUACUGCUCUGAUACUGAGGUGGAAAGCAGCAAGAAGACCAUAACCAUGAAAACGGGGCCAUUGUUAAAAAAUUCCCUAUACAAGGAGGACUCUAGCAGCGGUGAAGAGCCCAUGGAGGUGGACACAGCAAAAGAUAAAGUGAAAGUCCAUGACAAACCUUUAGGUGAGAGAAAACUGCCAAAUAAACCACAUGAAACACCGAAAGAUACUCAGAAGAAAAUUAGUGAACUAAGGAAAAAUGACGGACAAGAGAGCUCAGGCCCGAAGCGAUGCUUUGCCAUAAAGUCAUUCCAGAGAAGAGUAAAACCACUAGAAAGCACUGAAGCACAGAAAGAAAAAACUAAAACUCCCAAAAACACACGCGGACUGUUCAACGAUGAGGACGCUUGUUACAUCAUUGAUGCUCGGCAAGAGGGAAACCUCGGCCGUUAUAUAAACCAUAGCUGCAGCCCCAAUUUAUUUGUCCAGAACGUCUUUGUGGACACACACGACCUCCGCUUUCCAUGGGUGGCUUUCUUUGCUAGCAAGCGCAUAAAGGCAGGUACAGAGUUGACGUGGGAUUAUAACUAUGAAGUGGGCAGUGUGGAGGGAAAGGUGCUGCUCUGCUGCUGUGGCUCAUUGCGCUGCACUGGAAGACUGCUCUGAAAAUCAAACACUUUAACUCGUUUGUUAUAGACUGCUUCACCAGCCAAUCUGAAAUAGUAACGGCGCUGUUCAUAGGAGCGUCCUCGUCACAUGAACCCAGUGAAUACGAAAAGCAUAGUAAAAUUUAUUAAAGUUUGUGUUGUUGCGUUUGUUUUUAUUGUUUUUAAUGUAUACAGCAAAUAUGAAUACUCUCAAUGUAGUCAACGAUGUAAAUAAAAUGUGGAAAUAUUCAAACUA